AUGGUGCAGUUGUCUACUUCACCUACCCUGGAUUCCACUCCUCCUAAGCACUCGGUAAAAGGAGUGGGAAGACUGGAAGGCCGAGAAGAGCCUGGCGACGGGCCCAACACCCAGCAGCUCUGCCUGGAGGUCUCCACCGUCUACGAUGGCUAUGAGUCCUACAUUGAGGAUGGCCUCAUCUGCCUGAAGCACAAAGUGCGCAACUUGGAGAAAAAGAAGCUAAAACUGGAAGACUAUAAGAAGAGGAUGAGCCGUGGUGAAACCCUUAACAGAGAUCAGCUGGUGGCUGUGGAGAAGUAUGACGAGGUGCUGCACAAUAUUACCUUUGCUCGAGAGUUGCACAAAACCCUGGAUGGCUUGACUCAAACCCUGCUGAGAGCCCAGAAGCAGGCGGUGAAGCGGGAGCAGAUGGCCAAGCAGGAGAUGGAGAGGAGACGCCUGACUACAGUGUUGCAGGUGCAGCAGCUUCUGGGCACGCUGCAGCAGGACUCCGUCCAGAGCGACCUGUUAUCUGGUCGCAACCAGGCCCCUUACGUCCCAGCCCACACGCUGCACAGCCUGAACCAGCUGGCCGCCCUGCUUGGUGCUAAGAGGGAUGACACACUGAGCUUCCAGCAGAUGGAGCAGGCGGCGCUGGUGUACUUGGACCUUUUGGAGGGGAAAGACCAGCCAGUGGCAGGAUCAUCAUUUAAACUGUUGAAAGAAGAGCUCACCAGGCUGUUGGACUGCAAGUAUUUCAAUUAUCUUCCAUCUCCAGUGGAACGUUCUCCUGACGUGGUGCGGAGUUCAGCUGGCCACAGCAGUGUCCUGAAGUCAAAACCAAAUGAACUUUGCAAAGAGUAUUUCAAUAGGCUGCAAAAGACUCAGGUAGACACUGCUCCUGCAAAAAAAUGGCAGGCGUACUCUAAAACCCUGAGGGAUUGUGAGCCCCCAGACUCCUGGGACAUGGACUACUCAGAUGAACUCAUAUCACCUCAGGAGCCAGCCCACAAAUCAUGGAAGGGAGCUGCUACUUUCAUCCCCAAAGGUGUACUGGUCAAGAAGCUGCCUGCUGACUACAAACAGAGAAAAGCAAGGAAAACCAAAGCAGAACAAAAUAUCAUGUCGACAUUUGACGUGGAUUUGCCCAUGGAGGUCUUCAGCUCACCAUGUGCUUUUCCCAAAGACCCCAUCCUUAGAAAGCAACACCUCGAGGACCUCAUGACAAAGAUCCAUGGCUCCUUCAGCUUCAUGCAGGACUCUCUACUGGAUUGUGACAGCUCUCCUUCUAAUGGCCACCACAGACUGAAGAGACAACCUUCUGGAUCUCCGUCUACACUAGUUCAGCCCAUUAUGAGGAGCCCAAUGGAAGUCCCGGCCAAGCCAAUUCAUUCCACCCCCCUGCCUGCCAGGCUUUUGGAGCACAAGGGCAAUUUUGCCAGUGGAGAUGAGGGUCAAGGAAUAUGUGACCUUGAACUUCUUCAGCAAGACCUACCUCAUGAACCUCUACAGUUGUCUGCAAGGAAGACAUUCUGUUCACCCCCACUCUACCGCAGGGAGUCGAACAUCUCAAUAAACCUGGGCAAGAGCCAUCUCAAGACGCCAGUCACUGAAUUGGAGAAGCUGUCCCCAUGUAAUGGAGUGGAAUCCUGCUCCUCCACACCACCACAGGCGCAGACUUUUUCGACACCACCCUCCAGGAGAUCUCUGACUUCUACGCAGUUUCAAACAAUUCAGUCUGUAAGUUGCUUUUGUCUCUCAUCUUUGUUCUGCCAUAAUAACAAACCUACCUCUGUGUUCUCUGAGCCAAAAAACACUGUUGGUACUCAAACACCACCUGAGUUUGCACCAUUAGAAGAUGAGCCACAGUUCGCGUACCGGUCAGAUUGUGUAGAAGGUAAUAGUGGACAGAUCCUCCUUUCACUUGGCCAGUCGAGUGGAAGUGGAAGUCGAUCGGGUCAGCCCUACAUGAGAGGAACUGUGAGAGGUAUGGCACCUGGUGGCAAGGGACUUGCACAAACGUUUUGCUCCUCUGAUUGGCACCAAGGCGUAUCCUAUAUGCCACAGACUCUCAGGGAUGCUGGGCCUCUCCUUUAUCCUGAAAGAGACCAGGGGUACCAACAUGGCUACAGACGAGGAGGGAGACAUCAUUCUGUUGCUAACUGGAAUGACUCUUCCCAAAUGGGCAGCCCAGACCAGGAGGGAGUCUUCACAAUGUUGGACUCUGGCCUUGGGGAUUCCAUGUCUGUCUCAACUCUGGAAGUUCCACUCACUCCCCAUAGCCACAGUGAACAUGCAAACCUGAUUCCCAUGCAGUUAUAUCCUCUUUCACAGCCCAUGCGUGUGGCCUUUACUGCCUCUCGGACAGCCAACUUUGCCCCAGGUAACCUUGACCAGCCUAUUGUCUUUGAUCAGCUGCACAGCAACCAAGGGGACAUGUAUGAUGCGCACAUCGGUCGCUUCACCUGCCCAGUGAAUGGAACCUAUGUUUUCAUCUUUCAUAUCCUGAAGCUGGCCAUCAAUGUGCCGCUCUACAUCAACCUAAUGCGUAAUGAGGAAGUUAUGGUGUCGGCAUAUGCAAAUGAUGGAGCCCCUGAUCAUGAGACCGCUAGCAACCAUGCCAUCCUACCUCUUUUUCAAGGAGAUCAGGUGUGGCUCAGGUUGCAUCGUGGUGCCAUUUAUGGCAGCACCUGGAAGUACAGUACUUUCUCUGGUUUCCUGCUAUACCAGGACUGAACCAUUCUCUUCUCCCAGUGUGGACUGUUUGCUUAGCACUAAAUGGUGACUCAAUUCUGAUAUCAACUUUGUGGUGAGGUGUCAUGCCAAUGCCUUUUAAAGCACUGAGAUUCAUUUGCAACAUAAAGCUUUAUCAAUAGCCAAAUG
Salarias fasciatus (jewelled blenny) is the source of this 2862-nucleotide messenger RNA. RefSeq names its product caprin family member 2 (gene caprin2). Gene Ontology annotation, biological process: positive regulation of canonical Wnt signaling pathway. NCBI's taxonomy places the organism in Eukaryota, Metazoa, Chordata, Actinopteri, Blenniiformes, Blenniidae. Bases 1 to 2715 code for a protein of 904 amino acids. The transcript has 20 exons. Gene Ontology annotation, molecular function: signaling receptor binding. The record is from RefSeq and is a predicted model, not a curated record. Gene Ontology annotation, cellular component: cytoplasm.